AUGGCUAAAAAACGGAGUAUUACAUCACUACCGGUAAUCUACAAGCACUCGUUUGUCAUCUGGGGUGCCUUGGUGUUAUUUGCUCCGUUGUUAUUUGUUAGAGAUGCACAUGAACUUCAAGCUCGAUGUCUCUUCUGUGUCGCCGUGAUGGGUUCUUACUGGGUUUUUGAAGCCUUACCACUUGCCAUAACUGCCUUUAUCCCAAUGAUCCUCUUCCCACUGUUUGGAAUCAUGAGAUCUGAAGAAGUUGCCAGAGCGUACCUCCCAGACACUUGUUUCCUCUUCAUGGGUGGUUUGAUGGUAGCGUUAGCUGUUGAAAAAUGCGAACUACAUGCUAGAAUAGCUUUAUUCGUAUUGAAAACAGUCGGGUCGGAACCAGCAAGAGUGAUGGCUGGAUUCAUGGGAGUCACUGGAUUCUUGAGUAUGUGGAUUUCAAACACUGCUACCACCGCAUUAAUGGUUCCAAUUGUUCAAAGUGUCAUCACUGAAUUGGUAUCCAACCAUCGAAUGGAAGAUCUAGUAGCACUUUGUGAGGCACAUCAGAGUAGCAACAGAAAGCAUAGCAUUGGUAUGAGACGACUUUCGCUGCCCAACGAAAAUAAUGAAAUCAAAAGGGAAGAAAUGGACACUGCUAUGUCGCCGAGAGAACAGAGAAUGGCGAAGGGGUUGAUGCUGAGUGUCUGCUUCUCUGCGAAUAUUGGUGGAGCAGCCACUAUCACUGGCACAGCUUCAAAUUUGGUGUUGAUAGGACAACUGAAUGAACUCUUCCCCGGUGCCGAUACUGGAGUCAAUUUCUUAUCCUGGCUGAUUUUUGCAUUCCCGAUGGUUUUCUGCUGCCUCAUCUACUGCUGGUGCGUUCUGUACCUUCUCUAUCUCCGCGGAGCUCCAAAGGGAUCUAUCAUCGUCAACAGAAAACUACAACAAAAAUACAAUGAGCUCAACAAUCUCUCAUUUGCCGAAAUCUCAGUCGUGUUCUGUUUCGCACUUCUUCUUCUUUUAUGGAUCCUCCGAGAGCCACAAGUUGUACCGGGAUGGGGUGAUAUGUUCAGAGAGGAAUUUGUGUCGGAUGCCACUAGCGCAAUGUUCAUUGUCAUUCUGCUCUUCACUCUUCCGGAAAAGCUUCCAAAUUUGAGAGGAAGAAACAAAAACGAGGCUCAGAAAGCUAGCAGUGGUCUUCUUGAUUGGGCAACAGUGCAAGAUAGAUUCCCAUGGAGUGUGCUUUUCUUGUUAGGUGGUGGAUUUGCACUGGCUGCUGGAGUAAAGGAAUCCGGACUCUCCCAUGACAUUGGAGCUAUCAUGAGAAACCUUGAAGUCUUCAACCACAACAUCAUCAUGCUAAUCUGUAUUAUGAUCAGCGUUAGCCUCACCAAUGUAUGCUCCAAUACUGUAAUCGCUUCCAUUUUUAUCCCAAUCGUCGCUGAGCUGGCUAGAUCUCUGGAAAUUGACCCAUUGAACUUCAUGCUUCCUGUCACCAUAUCUGCCUCCUUUGCUUUCCUGCUUCCAGUUGCUACUCCACCAAACGCCAUUGUCUUCUCUUCUGGAUACCUCAAAGUUUUUGAUAUGUUCAUCUCCGGACUCUGUGUCACCCUUGGAUGUGUAGUCCUCUCGAUGCUUAACAUGCUUCUCUGGGCUGGAUUUGUGUUCAAUCUUCACCUGUUCCCACAAUGGGCUAAGAACCCAUCACCACCACUGGAUGUUCAAGAUUGGGCCGUGGAGAAUAACAUGACGUUUGUUGCAAAACCAUAG
Caenorhabditis briggsae is the source of this 1746-nucleotide messenger RNA. RefSeq names its product Protein CBR-NAC-1 (gene Cbr-nac-1). Gene Ontology annotation, cellular component: membrane. The transcript has 10 exons. The coding region runs from base 1 to 1746 and encodes 581 amino acids. NCBI's taxonomy places the organism in Eukaryota, Metazoa, Nematoda, Chromadorea, Rhabditida, Rhabditidae. The record is from RefSeq and is a predicted model, not a curated record. Gene Ontology annotation, biological process: monoatomic anion transmembrane transport; citrate transport. Gene Ontology annotation, molecular function: succinate transmembrane transporter activity; citrate transmembrane transporter activity.